Paramisgurnus dabryanus is the source of this 5395-nucleotide messenger RNA. Lineage: Eukaryota; Metazoa; Chordata; Actinopteri; Cypriniformes; Cobitidae. The record is from RefSeq and is a predicted model, not a curated record.
CCCGGAUGUGUUCUUGCUUUCGAGGAUGCAUCGAGUGCAGACUUGCGCGCUGAAGUCGCUUACACCUCAUUGCGGCAAACAUAUGCCCGAGGCUCUUGUUCUUCUAUACUCUUUGUUAUUAUGAAGCGAUUGAGAAUUUGCGAGAGGGUUGAUCCACCGAUGUUUAAUUUGUGAAUACGGUCUUGCAGCAGAAUAUGUUGGAUUGGUGAAUAAACUUCAACAUGAUACAUUGUCGUCGUUUUUACCCUAAACACCCAAGUUAGCUGAUCAUGAAGACGACCAUUUUACUCUUCAUCAUCUCUUUAUUUAUCAACGGUGUUGUUACAGAUGAGUCAGUGUCAGUGUAUGAGGGAGAUUCUGUUACUCUACACAAUGAUCUUACUGAUCCACAGACAGAUGAUCUGAUAGACUGGAGGUUUGGAGAUCAACAGGAUCUUAUAGCUAAAAUCAACAGAGCAGACAAUAAUUCACUCAGAAUAUAUGAUGAUGUUCUUGAUGGGAGAUUCAGAGACAGACUGCAGGUGAAUGAUCAGACUGGAGAUCUCACCAUCACAAACAUCACAACUCAACACACUGGAGAUUAUCAACUAUACAUCAGCGGAGAGACGAUCACAAGAAAGACCUUUAACAUUAAUGUGUCUGGGGAUAAGGUGAAGACAGUGAUGGUGGGAGAUUCUGUCAUUAUAGUCAAAAAUGUUAUCAAGAAACCAGGCGAUGAGAAGAUGGUGUGGAGGAUUCAACACAACAACUCUCCUGUUGCUAAAAUGACUGGAACAGAAUUAACUUAUGAUGUCCUUGAUGUGAGAUUCAGAGACAGACUUCAGGUGGAUGAUCAGACUGGAGAUCUCAUCAUCACAAACAUCACGCCUGAUGACUCUGGAUCUUAUGAAGUAUAUAUGACUGUCGGCAGACACAUAUAUACUAUACACAGAUCAUUCAAUGUCAAUGUCAAAGAGCAGAGAGGUCGGUCUACAGGUGAUGUAGCAGGAAUAUCUCUUAUCAGCCUGCUUAUUACUACUGCUGCUGCUGCUGUUGUUGUUGCUGGUGUGUUUUACUAUCACAAGAUCAGUAAAACAAUAAAAAUAUUGGAUGAAAAGAUUAAAGUGGAGAAAGGUCAUAAUGCUGUUCUACAGGCUGGUCAGAAAGAACUAAAGGAAGGUGAUGAGAUUGAAUGGAGAUUUGGACAAGAUACAGAGAUGAAAUAUCCUCUGAUAAUGUGGCCAUGGAGAUCUCCAGGUACUCUCAUAGCUAAACGUGAUAAAGAAGGCUUCAACACUUAUAAUGGUCCUGUUGAGAGAUUCAAGUACAAACUGAGUCUGGAUCGUGAGACUGGAGAUCUCCUCAUCAAUGAUGUCAGUAAUAAACACUUUGGAGUUUAUCAACUAAAAUUCACCAGUGGUGGAAAAACCUCAUACAAGAGAUUCAAAGUGUUUGUCACAGGUACCACAAAACUGACGGUGUAUGAGGGAGAAUCUGUUCAUCUGGAGACUAAAGUUACUGACAUACAGAGAGAUGAUGUGAUAAAGUGGACAUAUCGAUCUGAAGACUGUGUCAUAGCUGAAAUCAAUCCUGCCAACAAUAUCUUCAGUACAUAUGAUGGUGAUGAUGGUGAAUUCAGAGACAGACUGCACCUGGAUCCAAAAACUGGAGAUCUCCUCAUCGAUGACAUCACAUGGGAACACCGUGGGGAGUAUACACUGAAUAUCAUCAGAGAUGGAGAAACCUACUACAGAAGACUCCUUUUGCCUGUCAAACGGAAUACAGUGUUUGUGGAUAAGGGAUACUCUGUUGAUCUGAAGACUGAAGUUACUGACAUAAAGACAGAUGAUGUGAUAGAGUGGAGAUUUGAAGAAACUCUCAUAGCUAAAAUCAAUCCUGUCAACAAUAUCUUCAGUACAUAUGAUGGUGAUGAUGAUCUAUUCAAAGAUAAACUGAAUCUGAAUCAUAAGACUGGAGAUCUCAACAUCAAUGACAUCAGAGAGAAACAUGAUGGAGAUUAUAGACUGAAGAUCACCAGAGGAGGAAAAACAUCAUACAAGAGAUUCACUGUGUCUCUUGGAGUUUCAAUGCUGGAAGUGGAUGAGGGGAAAUCUAUUAAUCUGAAGACUAAAGUUACUGACAUACAGAGAGAUGAUCUGAUAGAGUGGAGAUUUAAAGGAACUCUCAUAGCUGAAAUCAAUCCUGCAAACAAUAUCUUCAAUACAUCUAAUGAUGAUGAUGAUCUAUUCAGAGAUAAACUGAAGCUGAAUCAUCAGACUGGAGAUCUCACCAUCAAAGACAUCAGUGAGGAACAUAAAGGAGAUUAUAGACUGAAGAUCAUCAGAGGAGGAAAAACCUUAGAAAGGAUUAUAUAUGUCUCUCUCAGAUUUACAGGUGAAGGAGAAGUAAAACUGUACACAACAGAGGGAGUAUCUGUCUCUCUGGACACUUAUCUUAAUGACAUAAAGAGAGUUGAGAAGAUUGAGUGGAGAUUUAAUGAAACUCGUAUAGCUGAAAUCAAUCCUGCCAACAAUAUCUUCAGUACAUAUGAUGAUGAUUAUGAUCUAUUCAGAGAUAAACUGAAGCUGAAUCAUCGCACUGGAGAUCUCAUCAUCAAAAACUUUAGAGAGAAACAUGAAGGAGUUUACAAAGUGAAGAUCAUUAGAGACGGAGAAACCUCAUAUGAGAGAACAAUGGUGUCUCUCUGUGAUGAAAGAGGAGAAAAACUGUACGCAAAAGAGGGCGAAUCUCUCGAUCUGAACGCUUAUAUUUAUGACAUAAAGAGAGUUGAUCUGAUCGAGUGGAGAUUUGGAGAAACUCUCAUAGCUGAUAUCAAUCCUGCCAACAAUAUCUUCAUUACAUAUGAUGGUGACGAUGAUCUAUUCAGAGAUAAACUGAAGCUGAAUCAUCAGACUGGAGAUCUCAAAAUCAAUGACUUCAGACAGAAACAUGGAGUUUAUGAAGUGAAGAUCAUCAGAGAUGGAAAAACCUCAUACAAGAGAUUCAGAGUGUCUAUCUACAAUUUUAAGGCAGAAGAUUCAGUGAGGAAGAGAGGAGGACAUUCAGUGAGGAUAGAGAUGCAGCCGCUGUUACACAAUUAGCAAUUGGUGGUGUAAGUGUAACACAACAUUACAAACACAUCAGCAUCACAUCUCUUAUAAAAUCACCCUUGUGUCAAUAAGUUAAAACAAUCCACCUGUGUGUGCUGAUCAACCAUUUCUGAAUAUAGAAACCGUUUCAAUAAAUAUUUAUAAAAGAAUAUUAUAUUCAUUAAAAAUGAAAGUUGGAAAACAUUUGAUUGGUCUACAGAUAAACUCUCAUCUUUAUUUUGAACAUUAAUAUCAGAUUUCAUAUCUGUUUCUAGAUGCAGAUAUUGUGUACUGCCUGUAAUAUUUGUUGUUUCAUAAAGCUAGUACAGUGUUAUAAAACAAAUAUCUCAUGUAUAUCUAACAUUUGCACUACAGCAGUAUUUCACUGAGUGAUGUUUGUCUUUUUGUUGAUAUUAUUUGACAUCUAAACUCUCUGAUAGGGCCGUGUUGAAAAAUAGUUUCACCAAUUCUGAAUCGAUUUUCAUAUUGAUUUCUAAAGAUCGCUCCGUAACUCAGAGGAUCGAUUUAAUAAUUAAUAACUUAAACUUGCUGCAUCAUUGAAUUCACGCAUGCACGCGAGGUGGAAGGACAUUAAAACAACAAACAUGGCGUUCAGUAAUGUUAAGCAAGCAAGCGGUUGUUUUGAAAACUGUAAUUCAGGUAACAGCUGGGAAAAAUGCUUUUUUCAAAAACACUUAUCUUAAUCGCGAAGAUCGAAUCGAAUAAUGAUAAUCGAUUCAAGAUCUUGAGUAUCGGAGUCGAAUCGAUUCUUCAAAUUUGAAUCGAAACCCAGCCCUACUCUCUGUCCCUGUAUCCAAGUAUUCAUACUAUCACUAAUGCACAGUGUGCAAACAAUCAGUGUUUAAAUGUAAAUCUGUAGAUGAAACAGUGUGUUAUUGUUACACUGAUGAUCUGCUGAUCUUCACUUCUAGUUAGUGUCUAACCAGUGAUCAGUUUUCUAUCCCAUAAUGCCACAGAUGUCGAGGAGUAAUCAGAUUCAUGAAGUAAAACAAACAUAAAUACAUAUAGACGGUUUCAGCAGUAACAACAUAAACAAGUGGCUUCCGGUAAACUCCGCUAAGAAUAAAUAACAACAAAGUAUUUUAAACGUAGUUUAUUUAUAUAACAAGCAAAAUAAACGACACAUAGAUUACUCAGGAAACCAAACCAUUUGUUAUUUUCAACAAGGUAUUUGUUCAAGAGUUUAGUUUAACAACUAGUCAGACCUUUAAAAAACUGAAACCGGAAGUAAAGUUCGGACCAGACGAGUAUAGAGUCACCGCACAUGCGUCUGAUGAAAAGGUCUAGUGUUGUGUUGUGUUCCUGUAGUUUAAUUGAUAGCGUGUGACGCUAGCAGCAGCUUUAGGUUUAAUUUAUCUCUUAUACGUUUAUUAAUAUUAGCAGAUAUACCAAAGAAUAAAUGCAAUACAGGUAACAACACAUUAUUCAUGUGGUUACAUUUUCAGGAAUAUAUUUAUACUAAACGCCUGUGUACAUGAAGCAUGAUCUUUAUUAAGAAGUAAAUACUGAACACUCAGUAAAGUUUACAGAUUCAGCUCAUGUAGCUCUAAAAAGAGAAAGUGUUUGUGUUGAAGAAGAAAAUCAGACUUAGAUUUAGUUUUACAUUGACUGAUAGAUUCUGUGUGAGAGUUGAUUUCUUUAUUUAGUUUUUUAUCAAGUUUAUAUUAUUAUAGUCUUUUUAAAGCUUUGCCAAAUGUUUAUAUUUUAUACUCUGUGCCUUGUGUUUUUAUUAUUGCCAGAAUUUAUAUUUAACUACUAAGAUGCAUUUUGUUAUUGUAUAUUAAUAUUGUUUGUGUCAUAGAGAGACUUGUACAGUAUAGUACAUUAUACAAUAUGUUGAGUUUUUUCUUUGAUUAUUAGUGUUAGACUGAAUGAUGCAUCGAUUUAUAGCACUUAAUUCAAAGCUCAUAAUGUACUUAACCAAAUGUCUCUUGUCCUUCACUUUAAUCUUUUUUAUUUUGUCUUUCUAUGAACAUUAUGGGGUGGUUUCCCAGACAGGGAUUAGCUUAAACCAGGACUAGACCUGAUUUUCAUUGGGAAAUAUAACUAGUUUUAACAAACAUGCCUUAUUAAAAACAUUACUUGUGUGCAUUUUGAGGCAAAACAAAGGACACUGGUGUAUUUUAAGGUACGUCAGUGCAAGUUGUUUUGAGUUUGGACAGCUCUUACAUUUAUUUUAGUCUAGGACUAGUCUAAUCCCUGUCCGGGAAACCACCCCUAUGUGUAUUGUUACAUCUUUAAUAUGACAAAUCACUUCUUUUAUAAUCCUCAUUUGCACUUUAAUAAAUAAAAUCAUUUGGUAAAAC